This is a messenger RNA of Rotaria sp. Silwood1, 1623 nucleotides long. Lineage: Eukaryota; Metazoa; Rotifera; Eurotatoria; Philodinida; Philodinidae. The record is from the annotation of a GenBank genome assembly.
AUGCCCACUGAAGGUGCCAAUUUGGAAAAUUUGUUAGAACGAGUUAUUCAAAUGAACAUGAUUAUUAUUGAAGAAAUGCACCAGCAGCGUAAACAAAUUACUGAACAACAAGUACUAAUUUCAUCACAGUUGUCUACACACUCGUCAACAACUGUACCAGAUGAAGCAUUAACUGAUCCGUUAUCACGACCAUUCAACAAAAUAAAUGUCAAACCCAAAGAGUACAAUGGCACCAAUGAAGAAAAUGUUGUUACUUGGCUAAUAGCUUUGGAAGAAAUUAUGGCCAAUCAGUUAACCCACGAUGAUGAUCGAAUAUCACUUAUUCUUAGUUUAUUAGGUGGUACGGCUUUACAGUGGUUUGUUAACUUGAAAUUGAAAAAUCAACGACGUUCAUCAUGGAAUGAAUUUAAAGGAUUAGUUAAAAAAGAAUUACACCUGUUUACUUAUGAUGAAUCACAUGAAUUAUUACAUCGAAAAUUAAAUGAUAAACAAACAGCUCCAUAUAUACCAUUUAUAUCACGCUUAGAUUUAGUUCUCAAAAUGCAUAAUGCCUAUGGACAUAUACGAGUUGAUGACAUUCAAGAAUUGUUACAAACAAAAGCAUGGUGGCCAGGAAUGAAAGCUGAUGUUCAACAAUGGAUUAAAACAUAUGUCAAUUGUCAAAUUUCAACAUGUGGUAAAACCACAACUGAACCAUUACAUCCUUUAACUCCAGUGCCUCCAUUCCAUCGUUGGAGUUUUGAUUUUAUUGGCCAACUACCAGUAACAUCUAAUGGUAACCAGUGGAUAUUAAUUGCACUUGAUCAUACAACAAAAUGGUCGAUAGUUAGAGUGGUUCCAAAUGCUACACAUGAAGUUGUUGCUAAAUUUGUUUAUCAAGAAAUUGUUUUAAAUUUUGGUUGUCCAACAGAAAUAAUUACUGACCGAGGAAAUAAUUUCACAAUAGCGAUGUUAAAUUCCUAUUUUAAACUGAUUGGUAUUAAACAUAUAUUAACAUCUGCUUAUCAUCCAAGGUCUAAUAGUAUUAUUGAACGGUUUAAUCGUUUAUUUGGUAGUAUGCUCGCGAAAUACGUAGCUGAUAAUGCUAUCAAUCAAUGGGAUGAAUAUGUUGAUCGUGCAUUAUUUGCAUGUCGAACAAGACAACAUCAUGCCACAGGUAAAACACCCUUUUAUAUGGUGUAUGGUGUAGAAGCAAAAUUACCAGGUGAUGAAUUAAUUCCUAUCAUUAAUGAUGAUGAACAAAGUAAUAUUACUAAUCGUGUACAACAAAUUACUCAACUACUACAACAACGUGAUACUGUACAUGAACGUUCAGAUUCAAAUGCUAAUAAAAUGAAACAGUAUUACAAUCUCCACUCAAGAAACCAAGCUGCUGAACUACACGAGAAUGAUUGGGUAUUAAUACAUAAUGAAAACCGAAAGAAGUUUCAUUCUCAUUGGAUUAGACCGUACAAAAUUAGAAAAAUUUGUCCAUUAGGAACGUAUCAACUCGAAAAUGUUAAAGGACAAAUUAAAUUAGAUUUAGUACAUCGUGAUAUGUUAAAACGGGCAUAUGUUAAUCCAAGAACAAUGCAACAAUGGUACAAGCCGUCUCGUCGAAAUAAUAAACACCAUCUUAGUUAA